Messenger RNA from Gryllus bimaculatus (two-spotted cricket), 2012 nucleotides. The record is from the annotation of a GenBank genome assembly. NCBI's taxonomy places the organism in Eukaryota, Metazoa, Arthropoda, Insecta, Orthoptera, Gryllidae.
AUGUAUGCAAAAGUUCACAAAAUUUUUGCUGGACAUAGUUUUUUGAUACUUUGUUUCCAAAAAUUCGAUCUGAAAAGCUCACCAAUUGUAAAAGUCCGAAAAUUGAACUCAGCCGACAUUCAAGAGCAUACCAAAAGGAAUGUUGCAGGAAGAAGUAAUAGUUCAAAACAGGAUGAAGACAAAUCCUUUGAACCAGGGACUCUGGUGUGGGCCAAGCUAACCGGCUUUCCAUGGUGGCCAGCUUUAAUUGUCAACCAUACAGCCUGUGGAAUGGAAAUAUCAGAAGAAGGAAAAGUCUGGGUGUUUUGGUUUGGAGAUCACUUGCUAUCUCAGGUAUCUGUUCGAUCACUUAUACCCUUUUUGGAAAAUUUUUAUUUGAAAUAUAAUGGUGUUCCAAGCAAAUCACCAAAGUUUGUGACAUCAGUUACUGAAGCCAUUAAAGAACAUUGCAGAAAAAACUAUGAAGUAUUGGAUUGGAGUGACCAGGAUUAUCUCGCUUGGGGACUUAACAAUUUUUUUCCAGAACCUACGAGACAAAAAGAGAUUUCAAGUUUGCGAUAUGCCCCAUAUAUCGCAGAUAAAUUAACAGAAAUUGCUGCAAUGAAUUCCAUUCAGAAAAAAAAAAAUGGAAACAGAGGAACCAGUGUAAAUAAGGUAUCCAAAGAAUCAAGUCAAUCAAGUGAAUCUGUGAAUAAACAAGCUAAAGAAGCAAAACUUUCAAGUACAGCUGUGAAUAAGCAGUACAAAGGUGCAAUACACUUUGGCAAAGGAAAAGCAUUAAAGAAUCAAAGGCAAAAAAAACAGAGUGACGGUGAUUGCCUAAGGUGCAAUAAAUCUGCAACAUAUGAUCAUCCUUUAUUUAAAGGAAAGUUAUGUGAAAUGUGCAUGGAACGCUGGAAGUUAACAUUUUUUGCCUGUGAUAAUGGCUCCAAUUAUAUAAACUGCUGUGUUUGCGGACACAUUGCACAUGAAACUUCUGUAUGUGCAAAUGAAAAAUGUGGAAGAAUGUAUUGUAAACAUUGCACACAAAAGUUUGAAAUAAAAAUGAACCAGCAAUGUAUAUGCUUACUGUGUAUCCCGCCAAGAACUGGAUUGUCAUUAAUAAAAAGAGAGUCUUGGAGAAUGAACGUAUUUCAGAAUUACUUUGUAACUCAGGAGGGCAAGACAGAAUAUCCCUCAGACAUGUUUCCAAAAGAAAAACUGACUGUUCUUUCUUUAUUUGAAAACUCUGCAAAAGGUUUUCAAAUUCUUCAGGAUGUUGGCAUUAAUAUUAAUACAUAUUUCACAUCUUCUUUGGAUGUUGAUGAGAAUAAUGACAACAUUAGUAAUGAAAAAAUUCAAAACCUGGGAAAUAUAGAUCUACUGAGAUCAAAAUACCUUGAGCAAAUGAAACAAAUUGAUUUAGUUGUAGCUUAUAUUACAGCCAUGCCAUCAUUUGUAACUACUGUUAAAAAAAAAGAAUUUGAAGCUCCAGAAAAACUGGUCAUGUUUGAAGAAUUGAUCUUUAAAUUUUACUGGACAUAUCGAGACAUUGUGCAUAUCCGGAAAAAUCAACACGUAUUCUGGCUGUUUGCAGCAAAAGAAAUGUUACUGUCUAGUGAUGUUCAAAGGAUUCUUGUGAGGUAUCUACAACAAGAAGAGCAGAUGGAGGAAGAAAAUGAUGUUAAAUUUUGGACUAACAUUCCUUGUUGUAAACCAAUUUAUAAUUCAAAGAGCAUAUUCAAGACUCUGAGUUUCUUUUUUAAAUAAAUGUUUACUACUGUUUUGUUAAAAUCAUAGUGAAAGUUUUGAUUUAUAAAUUGCAUUUUUUAUGUGUAUUGUUAUAAACUCUUCACUUGUUUUAGAUAUCUUUAUCUUUUAUAAAUGAAUUUUUUUAUGAUAGAUUGACAAAUCUUUCUAGGGCAAAAAAAGGGGGGAAAAUGCAGUAUAGAAUUUACUGAAUAACAUGAUUUUAUUUUUCAAUAUCAUAUGUUGAAGAAAAUCAUCAUAAUAAAUAACUGAAGAUUAAAAUA